AUGGAACGUACAGGCACUAUACGCGGCGGGCACACAUCAUCGGAAUCGCAAGACAUUAAGAAUCAUCAUGGAACCCUGCUUGAUAAUACUGCCGACAACAAUAAUCGAAGGAGGAGUGUUGCCAUUGCACAUAUCGGCAACAGUAUACAGUAUUUUAAUGACUGUCCCCGAAUGCUGGAGCACAUGAUGAAUCAGCGCUACGAUGUCACACAGGAUUCCUGUUUAAGGGGAGGCGCCAAUGUUACUGGAUUGUUCGAAAAGGGCAAUGGGAUGCGGAACAAGUUUGCCACACCAGCUGCACUCAAGCCAGAUGGCACCUACGAUAUUGGAUCACCCACUGUGGAAGCCUUGUUGUCGUCAUCACCACCUGAUGCUGAGGAAAGCAAAUGGGAUUAUGUAAUCAUCAACGAUCAUACCCAAGCACCCGUUCGAGAAGCCAACAAGACGGAAUCCAUUCAGACUUUUCAAGAAAAGUACAUUCCUCUACUUGACAGUAACAAUAAGAACGCUACCGUGAUAUUGCUCAUGACAGCAGCCUACAAGUCACCGGCCAAGAAUUCCAGUGAUUUGGGCGAUUUUGACAAUUUCACAAAAUCCUUGGUGGACGGGUAUGCCGAAUAUGCCACGCUCUUUUCCAAUGCCAAGAUUGCCCCACUGGGAUUGGCCUAUCAAUACAUCAGGGAGCAUAACCAACGAGCCAAUGAUCCUACUACUACCUCGGAAGCUCCAUCCGCCGUAGUUUCUUGGGAAGCCCUGUACGCGCCAGAUGAUUUCCAUCCAAGCCCACAUGGAACCUAUCUCGAGGCUUGUUUGCUAUAUUGCACCAUCACUGGACAAGAACCACCUGAGUACCAGGUUGGUUGGUGGUCGACGGCGCGAUACAUGCAACCUCCGACCGUACAACCACCGAUGCCACUUCCAACGGUGGAAGAAGCCGACUAUUUGAAAAAGGUAGCAUCCCAUUUGUGUAACAUUGCACCUGCUGCUGGAGCCACUAGCUCUCUGUAA
Cylindrotheca closterium is the source of this 1008-nucleotide messenger RNA. The record is from the annotation of a GenBank genome assembly. NCBI's taxonomy places the organism in Eukaryota, Bacillariophyta, Bacillariophyceae, Bacillariales, Bacillariaceae.